GCAGCAUAACUGCUAACGUUUAGCACAGAAAACGAUCUCUGUCCGCUUAAACGAGCGACAAUCAAUCAAGGUGCAGCGCUAAAAUGAUCGCCGCGGCUAAUCACCGCUUAAAUCUCUCAUAAAUAAAUCCAGUAUGAUACAUUAACUGGGAUCUACGAAUGUACUGGUCUGAUUCCUGAUCCUCGACACGUUACGCUUGAGUCGGAAAAGUCAAACGCCACGGUGAUGACAAACUACGCCGCAUUAGCAAGUAUCAUCAGCGAGAGGCUAAUCCUCGCCGUCCUCACCAGCGUUUGAUCUACAAUCAUCAAACAAAAAGAUCAAAGGGUUCUGAUUCACAGACAGACAAGACGAGGUGGACGAUGGAGAACAUGAAGCUGGUGGCUGUGGUCACUGCGCUGACCGCCCUCGCCUGCAUGGUUAACGGAAUGUCCUUUACCCUGGACAAGGAACAGUGGACGUCCAAGAACUGGGAGGAUGAACCUCUGAUGGGAAGGUUAGCGAGUGAGGUGGAAGGUUUCAUCAAGAGAUCUAAAGCUCAUCACUUCUACGGUCUGAUGGGGAAGCGAAGCGGAACUGAAGGUGGACGUUUUGCUGGACUUGUGGGCAGGAGGUCUUUGACCGGAGGCACGUUAACGAGGAUAACCCCGGACGAGACGAGUCUGGAAUCAGAGAAGCAAUCAGGGUCUCAAGAGGGACUGGACGAGCUUCAGUACUACUGACGACCGUCACUGUUUAUUCAGGAAUAAAAAAGCGACUUUUCGGCUUAACGGUACAAAAAAAUCUGCGCAUGAAGAUUUCUAACGUGAUUUAUCUAACGAUAAAUAGAAGAGACGUCUUCAAA
Molecule: messenger RNA, 844 nt
Organism: Trichomycterus rosablanca
Lineage: Eukaryota; Metazoa; Chordata; Actinopteri; Siluriformes; Trichomycteridae
Exons: 6
Coding region: 363-722 (119 amino acids)
Source: RefSeq, a predicted model, not a curated record